AUGCCUCCGCCCGAGCCCAUGCCCGGCUACGGGCAGCUGCUGCGGCGCGGCUACGGCAGCUUGGCGGCGGCCGUGCGGGGCUGCGGGGACUGCGGCUGGGAGCUGUCGCGGCGGACCUGGGCCGAGAACGCGCACCUGGGCUGGGGCGAGGUGCUGCUCUGCGGGCUCUGCGCCCUGGGCUGGACCGCGCUGCGCCGCGCCGCCGCCCGCAGACUCUUUCGGCCCUUCGGGGAAUGGUGCAACCUGCAGCCGAAAGAUGCUGCCAAGAUGCCUGAGAGUGCCUGGAAGCUGCUUUUCUACACGUUAUCCUGGUCGUACGGCAUCUACCUGCUCUUCUUCACCGACUACCCCUUCUUCUACGACCCGCCGUCUGUCUUUUACGACUGGAAGAAGGGCAUGGACGUGCCCACGGACAUCGCCAUCGCCUACUUGUUGCAGUGCAGCUUCUAUGGGCACUCCAUCUAUGCCACCGCCUACAUGGACACGUGGCGCAAGGACUCGGUUGUCAUGCUUCUCCACCACGUGGUCACCUUGACCCUCAUCGCCUUCUCCUACGCUUUCAGGUACCACAACGUCGGCAUCCUCGUGCUCUUCCUGCACGACGUCAACGACGUGCAGCUGGAGUUCACCAAGCUCAACGUCUACUUCAAGCACCGGGGGGGGGUCUAUCAUCGCCUCAACGACGUCAUCUCCAACAUCGGCUGCCUCACCUUCAGCGUCAGCUGGUUCUGGUUCCGUCUCUACUGGUUUCCCCUCAAGGUGCUCUACGCCACUUGCUACUCCAGCCUCCAGUCGGUCCCUAAUAUCCCCUUCUACUUCUUCUUCAAUGCUCUGCUCCUUGUCCUCACUCUGAUGAACAUCUACUGGUUUCUGUACAUCGUCCUGUUUGUGGCCAAGGUGCUGAUGGGGCAGAUGCAAGAGGUGAACGACGUGCGUGAGUACGACGUGGAAGACGGCAAGAAAACCACAACGGCCAAGAAGAAAGAGGCUGGACUCCAGCUGCCCAGUGCUCUGAAAGAAGGGAUGCACCUGAAGAAUGGACUUGUAAAAGACAAGCGGUUAUAA
This is a messenger RNA of Gavia stellata (red-throated loon), 1065 nucleotides long. It is a transcript of the gene CERS1, whose product is annotated as ceramide synthase 1. Gene Ontology annotation, cellular component: membrane. Gene Ontology annotation, biological process: ceramide biosynthetic process. Lineage: Eukaryota; Metazoa; Chordata; Aves; Gaviiformes; Gaviidae. The transcript is spliced from 7 exons. The coding region runs from base 1 to 1065 and encodes 354 amino acids. The record is from RefSeq and is a predicted model, not a curated record. Gene Ontology annotation, molecular function: sphingosine N-acyltransferase activity.